Molecule: messenger RNA, 8310 nt
Organism: Podarcis muralis (Common wall lizard)
Lineage: Eukaryota; Metazoa; Chordata; Lepidosauria; Squamata; Lacertidae
Source: RefSeq, a predicted model, not a curated record
GGCGGGCUCCCAGGGCUGCGAGCGCCGCCGCUGCAGGUGGGGAAAGGAGCGUCAGGAGGAGAAGCCGCCCGGCUUGGCAGCUCGCUCGCUGGCUCUCCCGCCGUCCUGAAGGGUUUCCAAGCGCGCCCCGGAGCCGCGCCACCCUGGUUCCUCGGAGCCUGGGCGAAAGCUGCCGCCGGCUGGCGCCCGCGCUACUUUCCCAGAAGGAAGCGGCCAGCGGGGGCUGAGCGGGACUCUCGGCGGCCGCUGCUGCUGGCGGCGGGUCUCUCAGAAUCUGGAUCAGAUUCUGAAUCAAAGGAUCAGGAUCAAGAGCAGAAAGAAGCUUCGGGUCAACAAGGAUCGGGUGGGACAGGGGCCCAAGGACAGCAGCAGCAACAGCAACAGCAACAGCAGCUGAGUGAAGAGCACCAGAAUGCAUUAGAACAAUUUUCUGGUGUUGCAGCUCACAGCACCCCUGUCAAAAAGGAACCGGGCAGUGACAAAGAACGUGAAUUUGCUGCUGCAGCAGCAAAACAACUGGAAUACCAGCAGUUUGAAGACGACAAGCUCUCUCAGAAAUCAUCCUCAAGCAAGCUUUCCAGAUCUCCUCUAAAGAUUGUCAAAAAACUGAAAAAUAUGCAGUGCAAAGUAAUCCUUCUAGAUGGCUCAGAAUACGGCUGUGAAGUGGAGAAACGUUCAAAAGGCCAGGUGCUGUUUGACAAAGUGUGUGAACAUCUGAACCUGCUGGAAAAAGAUUACUUCGGGUUAACAUACAAAGAUAUGGAAAGCCAAAAGAAUUGGUUGGACCCAGCCAAGGAAAUAAAAAAGCAGAUCCGAAGUGGUGCUUGGCAUUUCUCUUUUAAUGUGAAAUUCUAUCCUCCUGAUCCUGCCCAGCUUUCUGAAGAUAUUACCAGGUACUACCUCUGUUUACAGCUGAGAGAUGACAUAGUUUCUGGUCGACUGCCAUGUUCUUUUGUUACACUUGCACUAUUGGGCUCCUAUACAGUUCAGUCAGAGCUUGGGGAUUAUGAUCCUGAUGAAUACGGAAGUGAUUACGUCAGUGAAUUUCGCUUUGCACCAAACCAUACUAAAGAACUGGAAGACAAAGUAAUAGAGCUUCAUAAAAGCCACAGGGGAAUGACACCUGCAGAAGCUGAGAUGCAUUUUUUGGAGAAUGCAAAAAAAUUGUCCAUGUACGGAGUAGAUCUGCACCAUGCCAAGGACUCUGAAGGAGUUGAAAUCAUGUUAGGGGUUUGCGCAAGUGGUCUCUUGAUAUAUCGGGACAGACUCAGAAUAAACAGAUUUGCUUGGCCUAAGGUUCUCAAAAUUUCAUACAAGAGGAAUAACUUCUAUAUCAAAAUCCGACCAGGGGAAUUUGAGCAAUUUGAAAGCACAAUUGGGUUUAAAUUACCAAAUCAUCGUGCUGCGAAGCGUUUAUGGAAAGUAUGUGUUGAACAUCAUACAUUUUUCAGGCUCUUGCUCCCAGAGGCUCCUCCCAAAAAAUUUCUUACACUGGGUUCCAAGUUUCGCUACAGUGGAAGGACACAAGCCCAAACAAGGAGAGCAAGUGCACUGAUAGACCGCCCAGCACCUUACUUUGAGCGUUCAUCAAGCAAACGCUAUACAAUGUCUCGCAGCUUAGAUGGGGCAUCAGUCAAUGAAAACCAUGAAAUGUACAUGAAGGAUUCUAUGUCUGCUGCAGAGGUUGGUACUGGCCAGUAUGCCACGACAAAGGGCAUCUCUCAAACGAACUUGAUAACCACUGUGACUCCAGAGAAAAAGGCGGAAGAGGAGAAGGAUGAGGACCAGAAUAAAAAGAAGAAAUCAGAAGAAGUCACUCCAGUCUCAACAAUACGGCAUGAUACAAAGCCACCUUUGCUUGGUACAGAUCCAUUACAUACCUCACCAUCCUCACAAUCUGGUCCCUUUGCAUCUUCAACAAAGCCCCGUAGGAGAUGUAAGGAGAGUGGUCGAAAACCAUUAGAUUGCAAGUCGCCUAAAAACACUGUUCAAAAGCCUGACGAGUCUGAGUUGGACUCUGAAAGAAAAGGAAGAGUUUGCUCAGUUGAACAAGAUAUGGCCUUCAGCUAUAAACAAAAGGCUGGUAAAGGCGGGACAUUGUUUUCCUUCUCCUUGCAACUUCCAGAAUCAUUCCCCACACUCCUGGAUGAUGAUGGCUACUUAUCCUUUCCUAAUCUCUCUGAAACCAACUUUCUGCCAGAAAGUGUGCAGCACUUCCUUCCCAUUCGCUCACCAUCCCUUGUGCCUUGUUUCCUCUUCAUCUUUUUCUUUCUGCUUUCUGCCUCUUUCUCAGUGCCAUAUGCUCUCACUCUCUCCUUUCCUCUGGCUAUGUGCCUCUGCUACCUGGAGCCCAAGGCGGCCUCCUUGAGUGCUUCACUUGACAAUGACCUGAGUGACAGUUCAGAGGAAGAGACUGACAGUGAAAGGACAGAUACUGCAGCUGAUGGGGAAACCACUGCCACAGAGUCUGAUCAAGAAGAAGAUGGUGAUCUCAAGGCACAGGAACUAGAUAAAAACCAGGAAGACCUGAUGAAACACCAGACCAAUAUAAGUGAGCUGAAACGGACAUUCUUGGAAACUUCCGCAGAUACCUCAGGGACCAAUGAAUGGGAGAAGAGGCUUUCUACAUCACCAGUCCGGCUUGCUGCAAGACAUGAAGAAGCUCCUAUGAUUGAACCACUUGUGCCUGAAGAGACCAAAGAAGAAAGAGAAAAAUCUGAAAAGCGUAUAUUUUUGCAGAAGGAAAGCACUGCAUACCUUGAUUCUCAGGGCACUGAGGAUUGGGUUAUUGUAGACAAAGUACCCACUGAGGUAGUUGAUGGUGAAUCGAAAACCAUUGUGACAUACAAAGUAAUGACUGUGAGCAGUAAAACUGGUGACAUCCCUGGCAAGCUUUUAAAAUCCACUGACAUACAGAGCUUUGAGGACUUGGAAGGUGAAUUGCAGUCGAAAGACUACAAUAAACAGAAAAUGUACACCUUAGGAAAAUCCUACGAUACUGUUUCUGGGAAAAUUCUAACCAUGACCACUAAAGUAAAAGAGGGAGAAAAAAUUGCGCCAUCAUCACUCGAAGCAUUUCAAAAAAUGGAAAGGGCAGUGCCAGAAUCUGUGAAAAUCAUUCCUGUAGUAGCAGAAUAUGAAAUUCUAGAACCAAUUACUGAUGAGAGAGCCAGAAAAUUAUCUGAAUCAAAAAGAAGGGUAUCUGAAUCUUUGACACCUAUUAAAGAGACAGACUCCCGGCUGCAGAGCCCUGAAGACGAAAGUUUGAAGAAGACCUUAAAGAUGGACCAGGAUUUGCAGUUGCGUGAUACACUGGGCAGCAUACAGAUUUCCAGAGCUGAGAAACCUCUUGACAGUGAAAGACUAAAAGGAGAGGCAUUUGGUCGGAAAGAAAAGAGUAUAUCUGAGUGGAAGUAUUCCAGAGAACCACCCUUGACCAUUGCUACUGCUCACUAUGUUACUGAAUCAUCAGCAUCAAGAGUGGUGACAAAACAGCUCUCCGGUGAAAAAGCUCUGGAUGGUUCAGAUAUCUUCACUUUAAUAGAGUCUGCAAGAAAACCAACUGAGUUCAUAGGAGGGGUUACAUCUACUUCACAUAGCUGGGCACAGAGAACAGAAGCUAAAACCGAUCAGGAGAUACAUUCUAGUGAGAAGAAGACAGAGGAGGAGAAGCAACAGGAGGCUGUGAAGAAGGUUGUGCAGGAAACUGUAAUGGUGGAGGAGAGACAUGUGAUGAGUGUGCAUGCAAGUGGGGAUGCUGCUAAAUUGGCUGGCGUUCAGCUGGAUACUACAGCAGAGGCAAUAUCGCAUGUGGCUUCUAGCAUCAAAGGGAAGGAGGGCUCUGCUGUGACUGAGGGGGCUAAAGAGGAAAAGAUGCAGGAGGCUGAAAAAGCUUUAACCAAACAGGAAGAAACUGCUACUGUAUCUCACGAUCAGGAGGAAUGUGCAGCAGCCCAUGCUUUGGAUGCACUGGAAAGAAAACCUCUUUUUGAGUCACCAAUUGUGAAGACUGAGUCAGUCAGUUUUGGCAGUGUUUCUUCAGGUGGGGAGAAGUUGGAAAUUUCUAUGAAGGAAGUGCCCAUCGUUCAUACUGAAACAAAAACCAUUACAUAUGAGUCCUCAGAGGCGGAUCCUAGUGCUGACUCUGAACCAGGAGUUCUGAUGAGUGCACAGACCAUCACAUCUGAAACUACCAGUACUACAACUACUACACAUAUCACUAAAACAGUGAAAGGAGGCAUAUCAGAAACAAGAAUUGAAAAGCGAAUAGUCAUCACAGGAGAUGCAGACAUUGACCAUGAUCAGGCGCUGGCUCAGGCAAUUAAAGAGGCCAAAGAGCAGCACCCUGACAUGUCAGUGACCAAAGUAGUGGUACAUAAAGAAACAGAAAUCACACCUGAAGAUGGGGAGGAUUGAUCACAGGAAUAAAGUAGCUUCCUUAUGAAUUCAGUCAUACGUGGGAAUACCAGAGCCUACAAUCUUGGUUCUAAUCCAGCAAGCUUGCAUCUCUCCAGAGAAAUUUUCAAUGUGGAAGAAUCAAUCUUGAUUGUUACUAAAGACACUGGCAGAAAUAUCGUCCCAUUUACAGCAAUCUGAAUCAGCAUUAGCAACCCAAUAUUUGCAUGAAGCAAUGAACAAAUUACAAAAAACACAGCAUUUUAAUUUUCCUAAACUAAGUUUCCAUCUAUACCUGCACGUUCAUCAACAAUAUAAAACAGUGAUCUCAUGCUACACAUGAAUCAGUUCAUGCCUUCAGUUAUUGAAAAUCUAAACAAACCACAGUUUCUUAGGUGGCAAAACUUUUGUUUAGGGUAAGUGAAGAUUGCCCUGAAAUGCUAGAAGCUGUAUAGGUACUGUGUAUAAUGUUUUAUCACGUUAGAUGUGCCAAUAACACACACUGUUCAGUAAACAACUUGAAUCAUAUAAUUGUUUUCAUCUGGUUUUAUUACUCUUGUCCAAUAAACAAUGGCAAAUCGCUAAUCUUAUUUAAAUGCUUACAAAAUGUGCUUUGUUUACCUGGUUUGAGACCUUUAAUAGAUAGUAAUAAUUUUAGCAUUGUUCAGACUUUAAAAGUAGAAAUUCAGUCACCCUUCACAAACCCUCAUUCUAUAAAUUACGUUGUGGUUAUUUUAAAGAAAAUGUGUGUUUUCCUUACCAUUUCAGAAAUAUUAGUCUGAUUUUUUGACAUUUUUUGUAUUGAUUUCCCUUCUGUUCUCAGAGAAAAAUGUUUAUUUUCAGAGUCUGGUCAGCAUUUCCUAGGUCAGAGUUAAGCCUUAAACUGUACAGAACACCUACUAAACAUUAUUUGGUAUUGGUUAUCACAAUCACUUGAGGGAUACUGUCUUCAUUACACUGUCAGUCACAUCACAACACAUGGUGAAUGUAUGUUUCUGCAUAGUGAAAUAAAAGUGGUAAACGCACCAAAAUUUGUAUUUGUCUAUGUCUAAAAAACAUGUUUUCUGUAUUCAAACAUCAAUACCAUUUGUUUAAUGUAACAGGCAUUUUAAUGUGCAUUACAGAGACAUUCUUCUAAUUGACCACAAUAUGGUGUUUAGAUGGGUACAAAUAGAAGAGCAAGCCUAAAGAAAUAUUGUACAAAUAUAUUCCUUCUGUACAAUUUUUGCACAUACAAUAGGUGCCCUCUAAUUUCUUGUGUGAAAUUUAGCUCUGUAAUGUGCUUCAUGUUAGCGAAAGGUAAUAGUACAACCAGCUAACUAUUUUUGAGUAUUAGCUUAAAUAUAUAUAUAUUAUAUUUUCUAUUCUAAAACUUUAGAGCACUAUUUGUUUCAGCAAAUAAUCUGGGCACAAUCUAGCCAUAGUUAAGCACUUCUAAGUUCCACUCCAAUAAGAGAGUUAAGUGUGUGCUUCAUGUUCUCUUGCUAAAAGCUGUGGGACUUAAAACUACUUAAUUUGGGCCGGGUCAUGUCCUUUACUGUUUUGAUUUAGCUUUCUAUUCACAGUUCAUUCAUGGUGUCCUUUCAUUGAAGGAAAAAAUGAAAGUCUAUUUUUUAGCCUUUGAAAUACAUAAACAGCCAUCUGUAUGGCUAUUUUUACUGAUAAAGGCCAAAUUCACAGAUUUCCAACUGAAUUGAGUGGUAGGAGCUUCUGUGAAGUAAAACUGACUCGUUAGCACAGAUCAAAAGUUUAAAAAAAAUAUUUUUAAAGAGUAUAUAUCAAGAGAAAAUAAUCUAUAGAUAAAUUAUAUAAAAAUUAAGAACCAUUGUCCAGUAGUGUUUGCAUGUGUGGAAUCUCAGGCCAAGUUUAGGUGCUCACUCCACCCCAGUGAUCAUCUAUAGGAGUACGCAGGGCCACCAUGGGCUUGUGACCCAGCUGGAAUGCAUGGUGGUUGAUAGUAUAAACUGGCACCUAUGAGCGAGCUAAUACAUGGCCAUCACAUUUUCUGUGAUUCCAAUGGCCAGGAGCAAGAUAAAUAAUGGCUGCUUGAUGUCUAGCUCACAGGUGGUGUCACAUUCUCUCAGCUAGGUCACAAAUCUGCCACUGGCCCUGUACACAUCCACAGGCUGGGAUCGGUUUGCUAGCCAUUUCAUUGAUGCCCAAUAUGCUGGGGACAGCUCCAUCCUUGUGUCCCCUUUGUUCACUGCAGCUCCUACAAAGCUUUCAAUUGGGAUGAAGGUUUUGUCUUGUCUUUGGGACCUUCUUCUUGGAACUAUCUUCCACAUUCUAUCAAUAGGCAUAUUUUAAUAAGUGACUCCUAUAUCUGUAAAUAUAAUGGAGAAAUAGCUAAUAUACUUAGCUAACCCAGUGAAAAUCACGAUCAGGUAAUGCAGAACAGUGAAAAUUUUGCAAAAUACAUUCCCAGUUGAAUAGGUAGCUUUCUGUAUAAGAAUGCAAUUCUGAUUGCAUUGAACACAAUGGGAUUUACUUCUAAAUGUGCAUGAUUGUGCUGUAAAGUGUUUCUUUUACUCUAAUAACACAUGUAAGUUGGUGCACCUUCUACUAUCCUACAUAAUUAAUACAGACAUUACUAUGUUGUGUUUCCACUCCUACCUGACUCACAGGAACUCUCUUCCUCCUAUAAUGUAGGAAGCAGCCCUCAUCCAAUCAUUUUAAAUUAAUUUAUUGUUGAAGAUUUCCUAUUUGCAUAUUUAACUUGUUCCUUCCAGCCCAAUCAUAUUCUGUUACAUAGUGAACAAGCAUAGAUUGAUUAGUUAUGUGAGGCUUUAGAUUAUCUGUUUCUUUCCCUCGUCAUAUUGUGCUGUUUUGGAAUAGAGUAUCCAAGUAUAAUCUUACAUUUCUGUGAAUGCCAAAUCAGCUUUUUACCUGUGGCAGCUGUUGAUGGGAUAGUAGACCAUUUGUUAAGGCAUCAAGCAUUUAAAAAUAGAUUCUGAAACCAGAUUCCUUUUCCAUUGUCACAAUAUUUGCUUUGUAAGCCUUUCAUAUUGAUUUUAAUGAAGAGUGGGUUAUAAAACAGCCAAAAAAAUAAAUAAGUACUACUUGGCCAGUUUAACUGAUACGUCCCAUGAUAAAAGUAUCUUUCCUUCAACAGGUCCACUAUUCCAUUUGUAACAACACGUUCACAUAGCUCAGUUUCAAACUUCCUAUUAAAAUGUGGGAAAAGUUAUUUUUAAGUGGCUGAAAGGUGGAUUCCCAGAACUAGGUCAGGUCAUAGUGAAAAACAGUAUCAGCUUCUUUCAGACAAUCAAACAGUGGUUCAUGUGACAAUGUUAUACCUUCAGUUGCCGCUACACUAGGCUUCCCCUAUGUAGUCUCCAUAUGUUUUGGACUACAACUCCCAUCAGGCGUAGUCACAAUGUUGAAUAAUUGGGGGAAAUGGUAAUUGUAGUCCAAACACUUGGAGAGUACCAGGCUUGGGAAAGCUGCACUACACAAGCAAUAGUAUCAUCAUAAUUAUUUUGAAGCACGGCAUCAGAAUCCACCCAAAGGAUGCAAUCCUAAGCACACAACUUAGGGGGAAAGCCCCACCGAACACAGUGGUGUUUACUUCUGAGUAAGCGUGCCUAGGGUUGUUCUGUAUUGUUCUGCACAGAAUUUGUGCUUGGACAGUAACCUUCUGUCCAUGAUUAUUGCUACAUUGCCUACAUUUUAGCAUGGCAUAUCAAAAUAAGAACGCUAUCAAAAGCUAAUUCAUUGAUUUAUAAGAUUUCUCUACUUCAAAGGGGUACUCACUGCUAGAAUAAGAAUGAAGUGCACAAUGAUGGCUCAAUGUUAGUGAACUUUGUGUGGGGGUACUUCCUGGGAAAUAAAUGUUUCUUUUUGAUAGAUUGUUUUUUGGGUUGACUGCCCAAUCCUGUGCCAGAUGAAAUAAAAAGCUCUUGCCUGUUUCUAACA